This is a messenger RNA of Sphaeramia orbicularis (orbiculate cardinalfish), 5979 nucleotides long. RefSeq names its product Ras protein specific guanine nucleotide releasing factor 1 (gene rasgrf1). The record is from RefSeq and is a predicted model, not a curated record. Gene Ontology annotation, molecular function: guanyl-nucleotide exchange factor activity. Bases 466 to 4236 code for a protein of 1256 amino acids. Gene Ontology annotation, biological process: Ras protein signal transduction. The transcript has 27 exons. NCBI's taxonomy places the organism in Eukaryota, Metazoa, Chordata, Actinopteri, Kurtiformes, Apogonidae. Gene Ontology annotation, cellular component: plasma membrane.
AUGCGUCAUGUGACUUCACCCAGCACUGCCUAGCUCAGCACCAAGCCUACUGGUUUCUGGAGAUUUGAUGUGAGAAAAGGACAAAACCCGAACCCUUUUUCCUCUCAUCUUUCCUAGUUUAGACUGUUUUUUUGUUUUGUUUUGUUUUUUUAAAUUUAUCUCUCUCUCGCCCUUUUCCUUCCUGCUUUUUUCUCACCAUCGGAUAAUGUGGACCGUCAAUGCGCUCGGAGUAUGGCAAAAGAUUUAGGAUGCUGCACUUGUGCUGCUCGUUUUGUUGCUCUCUUUUUACCUAAAUGCCAGCGCCGUGAAUGCGUCGGACCGAGUGGACAAGCCUGCUGCUAGAGGUCCGCAUUCAGAAAGUCAACAUCUUUGCUUGUGUAUCUCUUUAUUUAAUGCUUUUCCGGAGCGACUUGGGAAGGAUGUAACGGCCGAUCCACCUUGUGCAGCUGAAGUCUCCGCAUCAAAAUGCAGAAGGCAAUACGACUUAAUGAUGGUCAUGUCACCUACCUGGGGCUUUUGGCAAAAAAGGAUGGUACAAGACGAGGGUGCUUGAGCAAAAAGAGCUCAGACAACACGAAAUGGCACACAAAGUGGUUUGCUUUGUUACAAAAUAUGCUGUUUUAUUUUGAGAACGAGUCCAGCUCUCGACCCUCGGGAUUAUACCUGUUGGAAGGAUGCAUAUGCGACAGGGCGCCUUCGCCGAAACCUUCACUGUCAGCGAAGGAGUGUUUGGAAAAGCAGUACUAUUUCACUGUCAGCUUCACCCAUGAAAACCAAAAGGCGCUCGAGUUACGCACAGAAGAUGUAAAGGACUGCGAUGAAUGGGUGGCUGCAAUAUCACACGCCAGUUAUAGAAACUUGGCCACCGAGCAUGAGACUCUCAUGCAGAAGUAUCUUCAUUUGCUUCAGAUUGUGGAGACGGAGAAAACAGUUGCUAAGCAACUUCGACAACAGAUAGAAGAUGGGGAAAUAGAGAUUGAAAGGCUUAAGUCAGAGAUUGCUGGGCUGCUCAAAGACAAUGAGAAGAUCCACGCUAGCCCGGCAGCUGCCCCAACUGAAGACGACUCAGAAAUCAAGAAGAUCAAAAAAGUCCAGAGCUUCUUGCGAGGCUGGAUCUGCAGGAGGAAGUGGAAGACCAUCAUCCAGGAUUACAUUCGCUCACCACACGCAGAGAGCAUGAGGAAGAGGAACCAGGUUGUGUUCAGCAUGUUGGACUCUGAAGCGGAGUACGUCCAGCAGCUGCACAUCCUGGUCAACAACUUUCUGAGGCCGCUUCGUAUGGCAGCCAGUUCCAAGAAGCCACCCAUCACACAUGAUGAUGUCAGCAGCAUAUUCCUCAACAGUGAAACUAUCAUGUUCCUGCAUCAGAUAUUUUACCAAGGUCUUAAAGCCAGAAUAGCGAGCUGGCCAACGUUAGUGCUGGCCGACCUCUUCGACAUCCUGUUGCCCAUGCUGAACAUCUACCAGGAGUUUGUGAGAAACCACCAGUACAGCCUGCAGAUCCUGGCUCACUGCAAGCAGAACCGAGACUUCGACAAGCUCCUGAAGCAGUACGAGGCCAAGCCCGACUGUGAGGAGAGAACUCUGGAGACCUUCCUUACCUACCCCAUGUUUCAGAUUCCCCGCUACAUCCUUACGCUCCAUGAACUUUUGGCCCACACACCCCAUGAACAUAUAGAGAGAAACAGUCUGGACUAUGCCAAAUCUAAGCUGGAGGAGCUUUCCAGAAUCAUGCAUGACGAAGUGAGCGAGACUGAGAACAUCAGGAAGAACCUGGCAAUUGAGCGCAUGAUCGUAGAGGGCUGCGAGAUUCUCCUCGACACCAGUCAGACAUUUGUGAGACAAGGGUCUCUUAUCCAGGUGCCAAUGAGCGAGAAGGGCAAGAUCACCCGUGGGCGACUGGGCUCUCUGUCUCUGAAGAAGGAGGGGGAGAGACAGUGCUUCCUCUUCUCCAAGCAUUUAAUCAUCUGUACCAGAGGGUCUGGGGGAAAACUUCACCUCACCAAGAAUGGAGUAGUCUCACUCAUAGACUGCACUCUUAUGGAGGACCCUGAGGGGACAGAUGAUGAGUCCAAAUCAGACAAGAGUGGCCAGGACAUGGAGCACCUGGACUUCAAGAUUGUGGUAGAGCCAAAGGACAGUCAGUCAUUCACAGUCAUCCUGGUGGCCUCCUCCAGGCAGGAGAAGUCGGCAUGGACCAGUGACAUCAGUCAGUGUAUCGACAACAUCCGCUGUAAUGGACUAAUGAUGAACGCCUUUGAAGAUAAUUCCAAAGUCACAGUGCCGCAAAUGAUCAAGUCAGACUCAAGCCUGUACUGUGAUGAUGUGGACAUCCGCUUCAGUAAGAUGAUGAACUCCUGUAAGGUGCUGCAGAUCCGCUACGCCAGCGUAGAGCGUCUACUGGAGAGACUGACUGACCUCCGUUUCCUCUCCAUUGACUUCCUCAACACCUUUCUGCACUCCUAUCGUGUGUUCACUACCGCUGAUGUGGUGCUAGACAAACUCAUCACCAUUUACAAAAAGCCCAUCAGUGCCAUCCCCGCUCGGUCCCUAGAGUUAUUCUUCGCCAGCAGUCAGAACAGUAAACUCCUGUAUGGAGAACCUCCCAGCUCCCCCAGGGCCAGCCGUAAGUUCUCCUCCCCUCCUCCGCUCGCUAUCGCCAAGAAUUCAUCCCCCAACCGACGACGCAAGCUCUCUCUCAACAUUCCCAUCAUCACUGGGGGCAAAGCUCUUGACCUGGCUGCCCUCAGCUGCUCCUCAAAUGGCUAUGCAAGCAUGUACUCCUCCAUGUCUCCAUUCAGCAAGACCACCUUGGACAUCAACAAGCUGUACGUGUCCAGCCCCAUCACGAGCAAAAUCCCAGACGAAGGAGAGGAUAAGAAGGACAAGGUGGAGGAUGCCUCUGUGUGCAAACAAGAUCUGUCUGUGCGAGAGGAAAGUGACAAUGAUCAAAACCAGAGUGAUGACGGUGACCCCGAGGCCUCUCCAACCAAGUCACCCACCACACCAAAAAACGUCAAAGGCAAAAACUCCUCAGAGUUCUCUCUGUUUUCCUACAACAAUGGCAUGGUGAUGUCCUCAUGUCGAGAGCUGGACAACAACCGCAGCGCCCUGUCUGCUGCCUCCGCCUUUGCUAUUGCCACAGCUGGAGCCAACGAGGGCACUCCAACCAAGGAAAAAUAUCGAAGGAUGUCCCUUGCCAGCACAGGUUUUCCAACAGAUCAGAGAAAUGGAGACAAAGAGUUUGUGAUCAGACGAGCAGCGACCAACAGAGUUCUCAAUGUCCUGAGGCACUGGGUGUCCAAACACUCUCCGGACUUUGAAUCCAACAAUGAGCUGAAGACAAAGGUUAUUGCCUUCCUGGAGGAAGUGAUGCAUGACCCUGAGCUGCUGACCCAAGAGAGGAAAGCAGCCGCCAACAUCAUCAGGACUUUAACUCAGGAAGACCACGGUGACAAUCAGAUCACCCUUGAAGAUGUGACACAGCUGAUGGGAACAGGGAAGGCUGAGCCCUUUGAGAGUCACUCAGCUCUGGAAAUUGCAGAACAGCUCACCCUCUUGGACCACCUGGUAUUUAAGGUCAUCCCCUACGAGGAAUUCUUCGGACAAGGCUGGAUGAAGAAUGACAAAAAUGAGAAGACACCGUAUAUAAUGAAAACAACAAAGCACUUCAAUGAUAUAAGCAACCUUAUAGCUACAGAGAUCCUGCGCUGUGAGGAUGUGGUGACCCGGGUGGCGGUCAUCGAGAAAUGGGUGGCUGUGGCCGACAUCUGCCGCUGUCUCCAUAACUACAACGCCGUUCUCGAAAUCACCUCAUCUCUGAACCGCAGCUCUGUUUUCCGUCUCAAAAAGACCUGGCUCAAGGUUUCCAAGCAGACGAAAGGAUUGACUGACAAGCUACAGAAGCUGGUCUCUUCAGAGGGGAGGUUCAAAAACCUGAGAGAGGCUUUAAAGAACUGUGAUCCUCCCUGUGUGCCCUAUCUGGGGAUGUACCUCACUGACCUGGCUUUCAUUGAGGAGGGAACGCCAAACUACACCGAAGACAAUUUGGUCAACUUCUCAAAGAUGAGGAUGAUUUCCCACAUCAUCAGAGAAAUCAGGCAGUUUCAGCAAACAGCAUACAAGAUUGACCUUCAACCAAAGGUAACCCAGUAUCUGCUGGAUAACAGCUCUGUUCUGGACGAAGAAAGCAUGUACGAAGCCUCACUCAGAAUUGAGCCCAAAGUGCCCAACUGAGUGGGAGGUGGUCCUUCACCUUAUUUUCUCUGUUAAUAUUAUACAUCAGAUAACAUACACAUCAACUUUUGUAUAGUUGUACAUGUUUAAGAUAUUUGCUCUUCUGUACAGUAGAUGUUUAAGAUUGUUUGACGACACAAAACAUUUCAGUGUAUGUUUUUUGUUGGAUACAGAUGCCAUAAUGCCACCUGCUUUUGGGAUUUUAUUUUUUAUUUUUUUGAGGUAUCUCAAGCAUAAUAACAGAGGUCACUUAGAUUGAACGCAACAAUGUCUUCCUAGUGACCAAUGACAUUAUUUUGCAUUAUCUCAUACUGUGUCGAGUUUGCACUUACUGAGCACUUGUGCUGCCGGCCGUUGUUCUCUUUGCUUGAGUUUUAAUGAUGACUGACUUUUUCUGCAACCAAUGUAGCAUUGUAAAAAUGUAACUGCAUCAAAUCAGGUAAAAGAGCACAGAAAAUUUAACUGUAUUAUACGACGAGGAACCACGAAUGGCGGCGAUGGCAGUGAGGCAUCUGAAGCAUAAUUGUCUCUGUGCUUCCAAAACCAAAACAAGAGGAGGGUGUUUUUCAUUUUCUCACUAAUUUACAUCAGCUUACACCACCUUAAACUGACAAUAUUGAAGUGUCUUUAUUUUUUUGUUGUUUUUUGGAAUGAACUGUCUUUUUUUAAGUGUCUUGUCAAAGGUGCCAAACUUCACCAUAAACACCUCAGUUUAUUUAAAACACAGUUUAAUGAAGGUUUACAUCUUUAGGUGAGGGAUGCUUCAUCUGUGUUUACUGUUAAACGGGACAAUACAAUUCGGUUUCCCUUUGUUAUAAUAUUAUGUUCCGUGGUUUUUGGUUCAGCUCAUGACAAAAUAUCACAUGCGGUGGUAAGUGUUGUACCUUCAGGUUCGGCGAUACUUCUGUAGAGUAAAAGGUUGUUGCUCUUCUGUAAUUAAAGACAAUCUGUCCUUUUUGCUGUUCCAGUGAUUGUGGAACGUGACUGUAUAUCACUCUGUUAUAUGCAUUGCUGUUUAAGAAAAUGAAAAAAACGUAUGUGAAUGACCUCUGCCUGCAGCAUUCAAACACUAUUUUUGUAGUAGUAUAAGAGAGUGAUCUGCUCUUUAUAUGAACAUGGGAAAGUAUUUUGUACUUUGUUGUUAAUUCACCUCACUGAGACGUGCUGUACAUUUUGUACAUGCGAGCCUGCAUAUUUCUCAAUGUGGAACAGUGUAAUCCUUAAAAAAAAAUUGUAUCUCAAGCUUAAACACAAAACGCUACAACAGUGCGGUCUUGAAACCAUGAGUUAGAGGUAGGAGACAACUUCAAAAUGUUUUGCAUUUAUACUGUAAUCCUGUCUAUAACCAUUUCUUUUAGCAGGAAUAUAGUAAUGUAGUGCUUAUUCUGUGAAUAUUUGUAUGUAUUUUUACUAUGUAUGUACAGUACACUUUUGAAGCUCAUGUGGCAGGCAUGCAACACCUUCACAGACAGAAUAAUACUAUAUACUUAUACUGUAUACACUUAUACAUGCACAUACUCUUAUAAGGUAUAUAAAUAAAUAAACAUUUUGCUGUUAGCAAUACCCAGUGGUAUGAAAAUUAUCUUUCAACCCUCAUGUUUCCACAUCUUAAGAAAUAUUCCCAGUUUUGUAAGAAAAAAAAAAAAAGAAAAGAUGCAAAACAUGAUGAUGACAAUAACAACAAGUAAACAGAAGUAUGUUUCCCAGUUACCUCUUGCUAAUAAAUCCAUUUUAUCUCAGGGG